This is a messenger RNA of Aureobasidium uvarum, 237 nucleotides long. Lineage: Eukaryota; Fungi; Ascomycota; Dothideomycetes; Dothideales; Saccotheciaceae. The record is from the annotation of a GenBank genome assembly.
AUGGCAAAUUUCAACUCUCUGCCUCUUGAGGUCAGGAACAUGAUUUACGGCUACACUCUUGAUCCCACCCACGACAUUUUCACCAACGGUAGCCCAGCACUACUGAAAGUGCACCCACAAAUCACCCGCGAGAUAUGCUCUUACCGCAUCAUCACCACAACCAUACCAAUUUACACAAGCAACGAAGACACCUGGCCACCAGCGCCACAGCAAGGACAUCGCGAAAUGGUUGCUUGA